CUUUUAGCUAUGUCUAAACACCAACCAUAUCCUUAUUGGAUCUCCACUGACGAGCGGGAAUACCAAAAACAAAGUUUGCUGGAUCAAGAAAUCGAAAUGCGACACAAACCAUCCUCACUUAGCACACCAUCGACAGACCGGGGAUCGAAUAUUGAUGAGCAUCGCGACACUACCAUCUCGUCUCUACUGACUCAGGAAGAUGGAACAUUGGGAUCUGAGUUCUCAAUUGGCUCCACGGCAGUAGGCAAUGCUGCACAGCAUACCAGGGAUAAUAAUGUACCAGAUGCAUCUCCGUUGGGGCAAGAAAAGUCUCUGAGGAUGAUGCCGGGCUGGCCGUUGUCACCUAAAAGCAUAAACACACCAAUCUAUGUCAAAGUUCUUAAUGGUAUCUUCGAUAUCCUUUUACUCGCUUGUUCAGCUACCUUUCUCGCGUUUGCCAUCGUCAUAGAUGUACAUGACCAAGUUCCCACGGCAGAUUACCCACGGCUGACUACGGGUCCAACUGUUUUCCCUAUCCUAUUCGCCUCAAUCGUUGGCCGUGCAGUGCAUGCUAUCCUUCUAUGGCGUCUUGAGAAAGGCGAGCGGAUCGGCAUAUUAGACACACUCGCUAGUAGUACAUCACUUACUAGCACUGUGACCUCGCAGAUUCAGCUUCGCUCAUUUAGUAUACUUGGUGUAGCACUGCUAGCUGUGUGGUUGUUAUCGCCGAUUGGAGGUCAAGCCUCAGUCAGAGUCCUGUCCAUAAGGUCAAAAGAUACUGGGAUACACGAUUCCUCGUGGUACAUGGUUAACAGCGGAUACCUUGGUGCAUACUCCCCCAAGGUAACGGCAAUUCAGGGUGGUUCGAUGGCGGGUGCGGUAUUCGUAGCAGCCCUCAUGGGAUCACCAGAAACAAAGUCUUCCCUGCUUGAUUUAUGGGGAAAUGUCAAGGUACCGAGAAUAGAGGGAUACGAACAGGUCGCCACAAUGAAAUAUGAUGGCUGGUACGAAAUCGAAGGCAGCGAUAGCGACACAUACUCGUCCCUUGUUGGCAUACCCAUCCUCGGCACAAACCAAUCGAACUUCAUCGACUAUAUUACGCGGAUCCACUCUCCAUACUUUCACUUACAAUGUUCCAUCAAAACUACAGUGUCGGAUACAGAUUGGUUCAUGGAUAAAGUACUUCCUGGAUUGACUUCAAAUGCAAGUAGCCCUGGCUCUUGGCUCUUUUGGGACAUUCCGGAUUCAUCGCUUGACGAGAACCCGAGUCGGGAGGGUUGGAGAGAGACAAUAUUGCCGGAGUUAGUAUCACCAUUAAAGCUCAAGUACGUUCCAUUAUAUUCCAGUAAUUUCACUCUUACCUGCGAUAUGACACAGUCAUACGUCGAGACUGAGAUCCGAUGUCCGACAUCGUCGACCUGCGCAGCUAGGAGGAUACGUCGAUCGACAUUGGACCACUUUCCAGCCCCGUGGACAUAUCUGGACAUCUCUUGGCAGUCGCCACGGCUUCUUUUUCAGGGUAUACUAAACUCGAUUGCCAGAGGAAGUAACCAUUAUCCACAGUUGUUCGAUCGAUACCUUACAGAUCCGGAUUUAAGCAAUUCAAACUUCGCAAAUUUAUCUCCAACAACAGAAGAACAGUAUACUAUUCGGCUCGGCCAAAUGCUUAAUACCUACUUCUCAUGCUUGAGCGGAUUCUUUGCUAUCACUGCAGGUAUCAACAACGAUACCGCUUAUUAUUGGGACAGCAACCAAACGUUUGAGCUCUCACCUAAUGUCAACAACUCAUGGCAGGACCUUUACGACGCACCGAUGUUUGGAAAUAUAGAAAGCAACAUAUUUAAGGCGGAAGCAUGGACCAGCGAAAUAACAAAGACUGAGCGGAAAGAGGUUAUCGUAGCUCAUCGCGCUUGGGUCAUCGCCUUAUUUCUCGCUUCCAUCGUUAUCAUCGUUGCGAGUCUUGUCGCCCCAUUUGUUCGCCACUUCCUCACCACAGGAGUCGACGUGGCGAUGAACAUUUCGUCACUUGCGACAAGAACCAAUCCGUACAUAUCAGUACCCCAGACAGGCACAUACCUAGAUGCUUCCGAUCGCGCUCGACUACUUUACAAUCAUCAAAUACGCCUUGGGGACGCUAAAAGCGGAACAGACGUUGGUAGUAUUGUAAUGGGCUCUUUUGAUCGCGUUGGAGAUUUAGGCAUUGCAAGAGUGCGAAAGAGACGUGCAUACCAGUAG
This is a messenger RNA of Bipolaris sorokiniana ND90Pr, 2214 nucleotides long. RefSeq lists its product as uncharacterized. The transcript is spliced from 2 exons. The coding region runs from base 10 to 2214 and encodes 734 amino acids. NCBI's taxonomy places the organism in Eukaryota, Fungi, Ascomycota, Dothideomycetes, Pleosporales, Pleosporaceae. The record is from RefSeq and is a predicted model, not a curated record.